Molecule: messenger RNA, 1914 nt
Organism: Kockovaella imperatae
Lineage: Eukaryota; Fungi; Basidiomycota; Tremellomycetes; Tremellales; Cuniculitremaceae
Exons: 6
Coding region: 1-1914 (637 amino acids)
Source: RefSeq, a predicted model, not a curated record
AUGGAGACUUUUAUCCCGGCGACCUCGCCCCUGUUCCGCUACACACCAUGUAGAGAUUGUGACCCAUCUCUGGGAUUCUCAAGCGCACCUGCUGCCAAUGACCAGGCGUCAUCUUCUGGUCGAAGGACCACCGCCCCUGAUACGUCCAUCUCCCUCAAUUUUACCGGAACUUCCAUCUCAUUCCACCUCGGAGAUGUCUCUCCAUCCAUCACGACAUCAAUCUCAAUAGACGGCGAGGAUCCUCCUUCAACUUCCAAUGUCACGGCGACGUCUGUCUCCAAUCUCAAAUUUGGCUCUUACUCAUUUCAGCUCGACAUCCACCAGCCGUCUGAUCAGAGCGAAGAUAUCACUUUCCACGGCAUCACUGGUGGUCUUGGAAGUCUGUGGACCGCUCAGAGCUCCAAUGAGACGAUCGACGAUACGGCAUGGAGGGAGGAUAAAGUGAUUCUGACUCCAGCCUGGAACAUGUUGGAGCAGUCUGCGUCAAAUUGGAUUAACACGACCCAGUAUGACUCAGAGCUCCAGAUGUCGAACAACGAUUUCAAUGGUUCUAUCUCAUGGACUGAGCAGGUGAACGCAUCGACAACGAUCAGAUUCAACGGGACAUCCGUUUGGACAUUUGGUAUCUCUGGCGGAGAGGCUGGGAUCUACGAAGUCCUCUUGGAUGGACUUUCCGAAGGCUUGUUUGAUGCUUCCGGCGGGCCAAGAGUGUAUCAAUCUUUACUCUAUCACACGUCUGGUCUCAACAAUGCCGAGCAUAACCUAACAUUGCGGAAUGUCGAACAAGGCAAGAGACUGAGCUUUGACUUUGUCAACGCCACUUCUGGAUUGUUGCCCGUCACCAAUGAGCCACUCGCGGCGCCUGUACCUAUCCCUCCCAUUCCUCCCACUGUAUCUCCCGAUCAGGCCGCUUCAGCCAGCUCCUCGGUGCUCAAUGCAGGGACCAUCGCAGCCAUUGCGGUGUGCUCAUCUCUGGCAACCAUCACUGCCCUCGUUCUUGCAAUUUGGCUGUUGAAACGGACGCGGAACAGGUCAAAUGAAAAGGAGAAGGAGCCAUCCAUCAAACCUUUGACAACGUUCUGGCGAUGGUCAGGUCCUGGUCCUGCCGACCCUUCUGAUCCACUUGAAAAGGAUCGACCAUUCCUCCCUCUACCUUCUCCACCUGUAUCCUCCGGUCUGUCCGGCGCUCCCUUCGCUCGUUGGCCCUCGCCCCCCAUGACAGAUAGAACAGCUAUCUCAUCCCCUAAACCUUCUCAAACGAGUUUUCUGAGAUUGUCCAAAUCUCCUAAGAGGACAAAAGCGACAUUACCAUCACUUAAAUCAACUUUCACUAUCGAUAGUGGUCUGAUGCUUCCGCCUUCAGCCGCAACUCUGGAUCAACAACAACAUCAUCAACAUCAACAACAAGGAUCAAUCUCGAGCUUUCACACUCAGUCCAAGAGCGGUUCGAGACUCCCUACACCUUUAUUUGAACAGAGCAAAUAUGUCGAACGACCCUGUCCCGAGCAUCCUCCAACAGAUUUCUCUGCUUCUCCCACACCGCCAUUCUUUCAUGCCUUGACUGCCGCAGUCAACGGCAAGACAUCAUCACCGUUAUCGGAAUUGAGGGAUUCCUACUUUCCAGAGAUGAAGCCAAAGGCAUUGAAGAAAAAGGGAGCAAGAGGAGAAUCGAAUGGAUCAAUCAGUAUCAAGACGGCAGUGACGGGUUCAGAGGAUAGACCGCAGACUCCAGGAUGGAUCUUGGAUGGAUAUGGGAGGAACGGUGGACAGGGCAUUGAUAACGGUGGUACCGGGGUAUCCAAAGCGUUCGUCGAGCUUUCUCCUCGAGCAGAGUCAGCGAGGAGAAAGCCGUUUGGAGGCAGAUCAGGCUGGGCUGCGUUCAUAGCGGAAGAGGAACCAAGCAAGGAGGUCUAA